Microstroma glucosiphilum is the source of this 3180-nucleotide messenger RNA. RefSeq lists its product as hypothetical. Lineage: Eukaryota; Fungi; Basidiomycota; Exobasidiomycetes; Microstromatales; Microstromataceae. The transcript is spliced from 5 exons. Bases 1 to 3180 code for a protein of 1059 amino acids. Gene Ontology annotation, biological process: protein phosphorylation. Gene Ontology annotation, molecular function: ATP binding; protein serine/threonine kinase activity. Gene Ontology annotation, cellular component: cytoplasm. The record is from RefSeq and is a predicted model, not a curated record.
AUGUCUUCAUCCCAGCACGCACAAGCAGCUGCGCCAGUGGUCCCAGUCGAUUCCCUUGCCCUGCCUCUACCGCCGCUGAGCCUCGUAUUCUCGACGUCUGCUGCGCCCGACGGUAAUGGCUUCAAUUUGUCGAGGUAUAAUCGAGAGGGAACUGCUUUCGAUGCCAAAAAGGCCGUCAUCGGAAAGGGAGGGUUCGGCACAGUGUACAGGUUCGAGCGAGACGACGAAUUCUUCGCAGCCCAGCUAGAGGAGCGCCAGCGGCGAGAAGAGUCAUCAGAUCGCAGUGCUUACGCCACGCGAGAUGAUGCUGCAAGCUUUGCUACUGCCUCGCCAGCCUCCAUCGCCACUACGCUGCCCGACGAGAUGCAGGUAGACAAUACUUUCCACCCUUUGACGUCUGCGCUGCAAGCGAAGGCAAACAGGGCAGCAAGCAACCCUUCAAGUGCCACAAAGGGCUCGCUCAGACCACAUAUGCCCCCGACGCAGAGAUACGCUUCGGCGAACGCGGCUCCAUCUUUGUCGAGAACAAUAUCGGCAAGCCCCCAGAAACCGGCUGGUCCAGCAGUGAUCGUCGUAAAAGUCUGCCGCUCUCCCUGCGGAGGCGCUUUCGAUGAAAUGCCCAAGACAGGAGCUGCAAGGGCAGCGGCGAAGGCAGCGGAUGCGGCACUGAAGAACGGCGACGCGAGCGGAUUUCACACCCGCAUCUGCAGAGGUGAAGCUCGUAUCUUCAGAUUUCUCCAGACCAUCGCCAAGCGUAGCGGCAAGUCCUACUCCAAACUUGGGGUAACACGUCUACUAGCAGACCUCCCUCUCUCUGUCAAUCCUCAUGAUGGCACAUCCUUCGUCGAUGAAGCUAAUGGCGCGCUUUCUGCGCAGAUGGAGGAGCAGACCGGACCGGUACCAAGGCUGUUGGUAUUUGAGAGGAUGGUCGAGCUGGACGCAGUGCUGACACCGAAAGGUUGGGUCAAGCGCAAGAGGCAGUGGACAUAUGCCGAGGUGGAAGCUGUCAGCAGAGACAUGAGCCACGGUCUGGCUUUCUUGCAUGCCAAUCACAUCGUACACGGUGAUCUAAAGCCGUCAAACGUAAUGCUCGACUCUAAGACCGGAGUCGCCAAGCUCAUCGAUCUGGGAGCCAGCAGGCGCUUUGUAUGCGUACCAAAUCUAUAUAAGGAAUCGACCUCUGCCGUGGAGGAGCUGGACCAGUUCCUUGCAGAGGGCACUGUGCCACCCCAGACGGCUACGAUGGUCCAUACUGAAGGGUUGGGCUCAUUGACCGGAAGCCCAUACUUCAUGGCGCCCGAAGUGCUAUUGCAGGCUGGUCGGUACGUCGAUAGCUCGAACACUUCGCGAAGUAUUCUCCAUGAUUAUGUCAACUGCAAGCAUCUCCUUCCUUUCGGAACAAACUCUACUUACUUCGACAUGGCUUACGAAGACUUCAAGAGGGGCUGGGGAAUCAAGAGUGACAUCUGGAGUUGGGCAUGCUCUGUGCUUGCUCUGCUGCUUCGGACCCUUCCGCUGGAGCAGAAGAAGAGCUCUAGCACAAUAUGUCCUUUCGACUUUUCCUUUGAGGACCCAGAAGAUUCCCUGGAGCCUCGUCACCGGCUACACCGCGGGGAGCGAGCCCUGCCUCGCUUCCACGAAUGGGCCAGACGCUAUCCUCUCAGGAUCGUCAGGAUCACCUCGCAAGCAGCCGUCCUGCCCGUAGAGGCUGUGCACCUGUCAGCGUCCAUGAUCGAAAUGCUGCACAUGUGUCUUGCCCAUAUGGACUCUCGGCCCUCUGCGAGCCUGAUCGCCAAGGCGCUCACAGUGACGACCAGAACAUCUGUGGAAAUGUCCUCAUCGCCCUUGAUGCGAACAGAACGUCAGGAGAAGCGUCGCUCUCUCACGCUCAGCAUUCAUUCUGACUGCGAAAGCAUUGCUUCUCACGCGUACUCCCCUCACAAUGUUGAUCUGCGAGGCUCCAUUGCCUCGGGUCAUCCCUACGGCCACUCAACACCUCGCGCAUCAUACAGCAAUUGCUCGGUACUACAGCCAUACGCUGGUGGCGUCUAUCAAAGGAGCUUCACCUCCGAGAGCUCGCUGGCGGUGCCGGAGCAGUUCCCUUACGUUCGAGAUGGCGUGUCUCCGAUCCCACCCAGUCCAUCGAUGCCAUCCAUGGUGUUGCCUUUUGCCCAAGGGUCACAAGCUUCUGCAGCGCAUAGGUCCGAGCAGACGAGGCCAUUCAUGUCCUCUGCCUCUCCUUCCGCAGCUCAGACUUCCUAUGCUAAGGAUGCAGCCAAUGCUGAGGUCAUGGCUGCUUCACUGGCAGGAGCUUCUCUAUCGGAUGCAGGGCCAGCACUAGACGUCAGGGACUCUCAAAUGUCUUCAAAAGGAUCUCGGCCCACUUCGGCGGGUCAAGAGCACGACAUGAGUUCUGCCGAUCCGCACGAAGGAUCUGUCAACUCUGGCGCUUCCUCCGGCCUCUUCAGUCGCACCAAAGGCAAGUUGACCUCGAUGUUGCGUCCUAGCCAAGAGUCGAGCUUGAUGGAUGUAGAUGCGCACCAUUCCAACUCGAGUGUGGCUGGUUCGGAACACACCUCGACGAGCUGUCUUAUUGAAAAAGGAGGGGCGAAAUCUGAUGGGAGAAAGUCUUCCUCGAGCAAGGGACCCCGAAAGAGCAAGUCUAGCGUCGCUCUUGACCCAUCGGAAGUGUCUGUCCUGGUCGGGUCUGAGCAAUAUCCUAAUGCGACAUCUGUCGCGCCCGUCUCGCCUACACAGCGCCCCUCGCGAAUGAACCUCAAAUUCAAGGGCAAGAACCUCCUCACUUCGCAGUCCACUCCACAAGACCACUCCUCACCAAGCAACGACCCCACCACCGCCAAACCGCACUUCUCAACUCUAAGUCCAGCAGUCAGUCGUGCCUACCCCACCUCAGCUUCACCCAACAUGGAAAGCAAGUUUGGCAGGUCACGAUCGGGAACGAUGAUGAGUAUGAACAAGCAUGGCAAGAGGAGUCGCGCGGGCACGAUUGUCGAGAGGAUUUGGCCAUUUGGAUCUAGUGGAAAUGGUAAUGGAAAUGCAAAUGGGACUGGCAGUGCUGCUGCUGCUGGUGCUGGUGCUGGUGCUACUGGGACUGGGCAAGAGACGGGAGAAGGCGCUGCAAGCGAGGCAGCAUUGCCUCCAUUGUCCGGACGUCGAUAA